Molecule: messenger RNA, 4199 nt
Organism: Cottoperca gobio
Lineage: Eukaryota; Metazoa; Chordata; Actinopteri; Perciformes; Bovichtidae
Gene: ppp2r5ca
Product: protein phosphatase 2, regulatory subunit B', gamma a
Exons: 14
Coding region: 111-1688 (525 amino acids)
Biological process (GO): signal transduction; protein dephosphorylation
Cellular component (GO): protein phosphatase type 2A complex; cytosol; nucleus
Molecular function (GO): protein phosphatase activator activity
Source: RefSeq, a predicted model, not a curated record
CUAGCCAGUUCCCUCCAGCAGCAGAGAGCUUCAUUUUCUGAUCUGCUUUUGUGCUAAAAUGGAGGCUGGCCUCUCGCCCUGAGUGGAUCGCCUUCCUGGUUGAGGUUUAGAUGUUGACAUGCAAUAAAUCUGGAGACAGGAUGGUUGUGGAUGCACCUAAUUCCAAUGGGCCUUUUCAGCCGGUGGCUCUUAUGCACUUCAGAGAUGUGGCCCCCGCAGAGCAGGAGAAGCUCUUCAUCCAGAAGCUACGACAGUGCUGCGUUCUUUUCGACUUCCUGUCCGACCCGCUGAGCGACCUGAAAUGGAAGGAAGUGAAGCGGGCGGCGCUGAGCGAAAUGGUGGAGUACAUCACCCACAACAGGAAUGUCAUCACGGAACCCAUCUACCCGGAGGUGGUGCACAUGUUUGCGGUGAACAUGUUCAGAACAUUGCCUCCAUCGUCCAACCCCACUGGAGCGGAGUUUGAUCCGGAGGAAGACGAGCCAACACUUGAAGCUGCAUGGCCACACCUUCAGCUCGUCUAUGAGUUUUUCCUUAGGUUUCUAGAAUCGCCCGACUUUCAGCCUAACAUAGCGAAGAAAUACAUCGACCAGAAAUUUGUUAUGCAGCUCCUAGAUCUAUUUGACAGUGAGGAUCCCAGAGAGAGAGACUUCCUGAAAACUACCCUCCACAGGAUCUACGGAAAGUUCCUGGGGCUGAGAGCGUACAUCAGAAAACAGAUCAAUAACAUUUUCUAUAGGUUUAUCUAUGAGACAGAGCACCAUAAUGGUAUAGCAGAACUACUGGAAAUACUUGGAAGCAUAAUCAAUGGAUUUGCCUUACCACUAAAAGAAGAGCACAAGAUUUUCCUGUUGAAGGUUUUAUUGCCUCUGCACAAAGUCAAAUCACUCAGUGUCUACCAUCCACAGCUGGCCUACUGCGUGGUGCAGUUUUUGGAAAAGGACAGCACUCUAACUGAGCCGGUGGUAAUGGCUCUAUUAAAGUACUGGCCAAAGACUCACAGUCCCAAGGAAGUGAUGUUCCUCAACGAGCUGGAGGAGAUCCUGGACGUCAUCGAGCCCUCUGAGUUUGUUAAGGUGCAGGAGCCUCUCUUCAGACAGCUGGCCAAGUGUGUGUCCAGCCCGCACUUCCAGGUGGCAGAAAGAGCUCUGUACUACUGGAACAACGAGUACAUCAUGAGUCUGAUCAGCGACAACGCAGCAAAGAUCCUGCCGAUUAUGUUCCCUGCUCUGUACCGCAACUCUAAGACCCACUGGAACAAGACCAUCCACGGCCUCAUCUACAACGCUCUGAAGCUUUUCAUGGAGAUGAAUCAGAAGCUCUUUGAUGAUUGCACACAGCAGUUCAGGGCUGAGAAAAACAAAGAGAAGGCAAAGUCAAAAGAACGUGAAGAGGCUUGGAUUAAGAUCGAAAACCUCGCCAAGUCAAAUCCACAGUUCUUUAUGUAUGUUGAUUCCUCUGACCUCAAUAGUCCUGUAGCAAUGGAGACGGAUGUCCCUUUGAUAGAAGAUGUUCAGAGGUUAAAAAAGACAGUUGAGGAGGGCGCGACUCAGUUGCAGCAUGACCAGCGGAAAGAGCGGCCUAUGGUGCGACGCAAAUCUGAGUUGCCUCAGGAUAUCUACACCACAAAAGCCUUGGAGUCCCACCGCAGAGCUGAAAACAUGUUGACCACCCAUGAUGGACUCUAGGUCCCGCCACCUGCCGGCUCUUUGUUCAACUGCCCCUUUUACCCUCGACAGCCAUGGACAUCCUCUUCGCCCAGGUGCCAGAAUUACACUGGCGACCUAUGUUGGGCUCUCCAUUCCUCCUCCCACUAUCAGUUUACCCAGAAUCCUCAGUUCUCCUUCAUUCCUGCUGCCCCGGUGCACAAGCCCUGUAUCUUCCUCCCUCAGAUUUCUGCUUUCUCAGGUUUUUUUCUUUAUUUGGAGAAGAGUGGGAGUGCGUUUGCGUGUCUUUUAGCCCUCGCAUUCAUUGUGUUCUCCGAUAAUAUUCCCCUUUUGAUUACCUUCCUUUCUCCCUCCAUCCCCCCCUGUGCGUCACUGUAAAUGUGGAACCUGGGAGUACGGAUGCCGCUACGCUGGUUCCUUCAUUCCUUCUUGCAAACACAACGGAAUGUACGUGGAAACAUAGGAACUGACUGACUCGCUGUCUAAGGAUCGCCUCUUGGUCUCUGCUUGGGUUUUCUUUUCUGUCAAAGGGAACAAAAACAGAACCUGUUGGUCAGAUGAAAGACAAUACUAUCCCGUCAUCCGCUGUGUGUGUGUGUGUUCUUUUUCUUUUGCUCAAUCUAACAGACAUCUUGUCAGUGCCAAGACUGUUGUGUUCUUUGUUUGUUUUUUUUUAUCUGUGACUUUAACAGGGACACCUGCCUUUUUUGUUUUUGGUCACUGGUGUUUGAAAGAUUUUUUAGUUUUUAGUUUAGCACAGCACACCAGACCAAACUGAGGCCCGUCCUUAGCCUUGCAAUGUCCAGGAAAGGUGGAGAGGAAAGAUGAAGUUGUCCUGUGGACAUCUGACGCUUUCCAUUUUAUUGUUUUGUGCCAUAUGCCGCUCUUCGAUAUGCUUGCUUCCUUAUGUUCAUUGGCAAUAUUCGAAAACCCGACCAUAGUAAGGACUAUACAGUUCAAACAAUGGUACUUACUGUUUUUGAGUUUAAUAGAUGAGGAUGGAUCUGAGUGAAAGUUGUUUGUAGUUACUACCUAAGUUGCAGAGCAAUAUCCAGGGCUUGGAUGUAGCAAGGAGAGCCCUCUGUUGCAUAUAAAGGCUGCAUACUGAAUAAAAAGAUGAGGUUCAGGGUGAGUGGUGGGUUUUUAUAUAUAGUAAAAUAAAUAGUGAUCAUCUUUGUAAAGGAAUAGUUUUUUGUUGAAUGGGAGAGGAGGCACAGAUCUGUACUGUCGCAACACCUUAAAAACUCCACGCCGUUACUAAGUUAGGACCUUUUUUGUUUCCACGUUUCUUUUUAAAGAGCAUGGAGGUGUAUUGGUACUGUAUUCUAUAAAGAUUUUAAUGUCCUAAUUAAAAAUAGAAAUUAAUUUAUUCUCAAAUAUAAGCACUGGUAACCUCAGUAGCUAUUAACAUACUGACAUGAAAUGAUUAAUGCAAACAUUUUUUGAUGAGAGCUACCAAAAAAAAUAAAAGACGUCCUUAACAUUUAAAGGUGUGGCAUGUUUGUGUUGCUACCAUUCCUCAUUUCAAUUGUCUGGUUUGCGGGUUCUGUUUGUAUCUGUCUCGGUGAGGAAGCCGUUUAAGGUUGGUAAAAUAUCUUCCAGUCAGUACCAUUGUUUAAACUAAGGAGGUCUGCUAGAUUUCUUCAUAUUUGAUGUGUUGUAUUUCUUUGUCUUGUCUCUGGAGGUUAAGUAGCGUGGAUGUCAGGUCUUUUGGAUUUAUUUUUUGUUCUGGCCAUUCAGGAUGCCCAAACGCUGAAACAGUCUGGUAUCAAAUGGCCACAAAAAUGCCAGAUGCUGAAAAUAAACUGACAUUGUGACUUGGCUUGUUAACUGUAUAAAUACUGUAUUUGCUUGAAUGCAAAAAGAUGUAAAUUAAAAACUACCAUGUUAAACAUGUACCUUUUACCCUGGAGGAAUGCCAUUCACCAAACUGAUUUCUGUUGUCGAGGUCAUUGCAUUUAUGAAACAGUCCUGCUUGCUGGGAGAGAGUUUUAUGGAUUUUAUGAGUUUGAGUCGAGAGAUGUUUGAGGUUCAUUUGAGUGCUGAAAAACAAGUCCGUGAUAACGAGAUGAUUUAAUAAUGAUUUGGUGGCUUGUUCUCUUUGCAGAUCUUUUUAAUUUCACAUAUUAUUUCCAAAACAUGAUAACUUAAAGUGUCCUUUUGUAUGUGACCUGUACUAUAUGAUUCAUUUAAUAUUGUAUAUAUGAUUUACCUUGUUUCAUGUAGUGUUAUAUAUCUAGAUUAAUUUUGUACAAAUUGUCCCUCUGUACAGAAUAAAACAUCAAUAGCAAGUGAAAGAAGUCAAUCUGGCACAUACCGUCUUAUUUCUCCCGUUUUUGUUUUUUGGAUGUACUUUCAGCAACACAAGGAUUUAGAAAAUGUUCUUAUUUUUAUUUUUCAAAUCUGCAAAGUUUCCUCCCUCCUCUAUAUAUCUGACAAAUGUUCAUGCCCGUUGUGUGCUCCUAUCACUGUCUUUAGUGGUGUACAACUAUAUAGGAUAAAUAAAGAGAUUAUUUGAAUAUAUAUUUUCAA